Carica papaya (papaya) is the source of this 1462-nucleotide messenger RNA. NCBI's taxonomy places the organism in Eukaryota, Viridiplantae, Streptophyta, Magnoliopsida, Brassicales, Caricaceae. The record is from RefSeq and is a predicted model, not a curated record.
GAUGUUGACGAAGAAAAGAGAGGGCUUAAGGCUUAGGGUAGACGAUGGUGAUCGAGCUGAGUAUAUGUUGGCGUGAAGAUGCGAGCAAGUGUUACAGGCGGCGAGGAUUGGUGUGCGGACGAUGUGAUGAUGGGCUCUAGGUCGUGAUGAUGAUUGUGAGCAAGACGAAACCGAGGACAGCGACAUGGAAGAAGAAAUAGCACGGCAGUGAGACUCGACGAAGACGAGAAGAGGACAAAAGACAUAACGAGAAAAGAGCAAAGAGUAACAAAGAGAACCGUGACUUGGAGCAGUGUAGGUGGCCGAAUUCGGCUAUAAAAAGGGGUCGAGACUGAGUAAAGAGCAAGGGAAAAAUGGUGGGCAUACGGGUUUGAGAAGCAAGGAAGAAACCUAGCACUUAUAGGAGAGUGCAAAGAAAGAGGGAAAAGUGGGAAGAAGAAAAGAGGGAAGGAAGAGAGAAACAAAGCAUAGAAGGGGUGAGAACUUAAGCUCUUCCCUCUGUUUCUGGAAAAUUGAAGAAAGAAAUGGAGAAAAGAACUUGAGGGAAGCAAGGCAGAAAAAGGGGAGAACUGGGAAGCAAAUUCCGAAGAAAGGGGACUCAUUUUUGGGUUUCUUCAAGUUCUAGAAAAGGGGGACCUCGUCUUCUAGUAGGAAAGAAGACUAUGAUCUUUGCAAUAUUUUGUUUGGAAAUGGGUAAUGAAACUGAUUGCUAAAGAAUAUAUAAGCCUGUGCAACUUUGCCAUCCUCAGUCUUUCCAUAUGCAGGAGAUUCUUGGACCAAGGCCAAAUGAGCCUAAACUGACCAUUAUAAAGUCAGCGGACGAACUGCCAAAAGAAGAGGAACUGAAUUUUACCAAGAAGGUGUGCAGGAUGCUUAUGUUUUUGCUCCUUGAUAGGCUCUCUCCCCCAUCUGUUUAUGAUCCAGUGCCGGAUGCUUAUUCUUUAGAUCCUCAACGGGCCCCUUCAUCUUCAUCUGCAUCAUAACCCAUCAGUGAUCCAACGAAAAAAGCCCCUGUAGAUAAUUCCAAUCCAUCUCCUUAUCUGGGUAUGCCAUUGUUAUCAGAGGAAAUCACUGAAGAUAUUGUUGCAAAGACCCUGCUUAAAGAACUUGAGGAGAUGGAUUUCGAGGAGUUUGAUUUGAGCAAGGUACUGAGGAGCAACGGAUACAACUUGGAGCAGUCUGUUGAUGCUCUCUGUGGUGUUUCAGAGUGGGAUCCCAUCCUUGAGGAGCUGCACGAGAUGGGUUUUUGUGAUGAAGAAGUCAACAGAAUACUGACUGGAGACAAUGGGAGCAUCAAAGCCAUGGCCAUGGAUCUCCUGUCUGGGAAGAAAUCCUAACUAAUGGAAGGCUCUUAUGGCGGAACUUAGAUAUAUAUAUAUAUAUAUAUAAAUGAAUAAAUAGACUUAGACAUGAUAUGAUGGUUAUUUAUCUACUCCAAAACAGGUAGUUUGGUAUAUGCACG